AUGGCUGAUAAAGGUUUUCCAGGAAUAAAGACUGCUGUAGGCGAAAAUAACUCUGUAUUAGUCAUGCCUCCUUUUAUGCACAAUGGUACUCUAACUCAAGAUGAAAUUAUAAAUACCUACCAAAUUGCCAGUGUUAGGAUUCAUGUUGAAAGAUCAAUUCAAAGAGUAAAAAUUUAUAAUAUAUUACAAAAAAUACCUACAGAGUUAUUAGAGUGUAUUGAUAAGAUCAUAUUUUUAUGUUGUGUUAGGACAAAUCUGCAACCACCUACAAUUAAGGCACCACUUUAA
Messenger RNA from Macrosiphum euphorbiae (potato aphid), 288 nucleotides. The record is from the annotation of a GenBank genome assembly. Lineage: Eukaryota; Metazoa; Arthropoda; Insecta; Hemiptera; Aphididae.